AUGCUUCCUGUUUCGUAACGAAUCAUUCGAUCUUUUCCAAAUCAUUGUUUUAUAGUCAACUGAACUUAAUCGCAGGUUAUCUCUCUUGAUCCAAUGGCGUUUCUUGGAUCAAAUUUGCCCACUGAGGUUGGUCUGCGAUUGCUUCUUGUCCCCUUUGAUUCCAACAUUGUAGUUCGAACAGCAUGCUGUUCUGUCGGAGUUGUUUUACCAGUUUACAACACAUUUAAAGCAAUAGAGAGAAAAGAUCAAAAUGAACAACAAAAGUGGCUUUUAUACUGGGCAGUUUAUGGGUCAUUUAGUGUUGGAGAGAUAUUUGCAGACAAACUUAUAUCCUGGUUUCCGCUUUACUAUCACAUGAAGUUUGCAUUUCUUGUUUGGCUUCAACUUCCCACCACAAAUGGGGCUAAGCAAUUAUACAUGAAUCAUUUACGUCCUUUCUUUUUGAGGCAUCAAGCUCGGCUUGAUCAAAUUGCGGGCUUGUUUUACAGUGAAGCGGGUAAAUUUAUUAGUGCUCACCAAGGUGAAUUUCAAUUCAUGAAGACAAUUUUGGUGAAGAUUUUUAUGUCAGCCAAAGAGUUGGUCAACGGUAGCAAUCAACCCAUUGCAACACAAGAGAGAAGAGCAAUCACCGGCCCAAGAGAACAGGUAGAGAGCUCUGAUUCCGACGGUGGUGGUGGUGGUGGUGGUGGUGGGCGCGAUGAUGACGAGGAUGAGUAUGUAUCUGUCCCUGCUGUUUCUUAGACGGUGGCGGCAGCAGUGGUGGUUGAAGAACGUUGACUGAACUUUUCGUGCCCCCUGAUGAAUAUCUUUUAUCUAUCAAGAUUGUAAAUUGGUUUCGUGUAUGCAAGUCAGUUGUGUUCGCUUGAUUUCGUAUACAGGGUUCUAAGUUGGCUUUUGAUCGGUGUAUCGUAGUGAACCUCAACUUCUAUGCGAACUCCUGUAAAUUUCAGUAAGUAGAAUAGUGGAUACAUAUA
Messenger RNA from Cynara cardunculus var. scolymus (artichoke), 974 nucleotides. RefSeq names its product HVA22-like protein k. The record is from RefSeq and is a predicted model, not a curated record. The transcript has 8 exons. Bases 94 to 741 code for a protein of 215 amino acids. Lineage: Eukaryota; Viridiplantae; Streptophyta; Magnoliopsida; Asterales; Asteraceae.